Tachysurus fulvidraco (yellow catfish) is the source of this 1446-nucleotide messenger RNA. It is a transcript of the gene creld1a, whose product is annotated as protein disulfide isomerase CRELD1. Lineage: Eukaryota; Metazoa; Chordata; Actinopteri; Siluriformes; Bagridae. The coding region runs from base 492 to 1190 and encodes 232 amino acids. The record is from RefSeq and is a predicted model, not a curated record. The transcript is spliced from 7 exons. Gene Ontology annotation, molecular function: calcium ion binding.
AAAUAAAUAAAUAAAAAUAAAUAAUGUUUAUUAUUAUUAGGACCAGGGGGACACAUUGGACAUGGGGCACAGACUUUUGCACAACACAAGCUGGUGUGUAUACAUUAAAGUGGUGUGGAUGUGGUUCAGCUGAUGGUGAUUAAUGGUGUAAUGGGGGACAUUUGAGACUCUCAGGGGCUUUAAAACUAUCCCAAGCGCUUCUGGGGCUAUUAAUAAACGCGGGUGUUUGUUUCUCCGCCCCCAGAACAGCGGACAGUAGAAAGAAGGCAGGACAAAAGCUGGAGAUUAAAGCACACGGCACUGACUUUACUGCCUCUAAUCAAACUGUGCUGACUUUACUGCCUCUAAUCACACGGUACUGAUUUUACUGCCUCUAAUCUACAUUCACACCGGAUUAAAGACUGAGCAGGAAGAAGUUGUUCCUCUGAGUCACCAGGUGUUGUUGAGGGGGCAACGUUGAUGUUGUGUUGGUCUCUGGGCUGUAGGGGGUGAUGUUGGUGCUGUGUGUUGUGUUGUUCCUGCUCCUGCCUCCUGCACUAUCUCUGGGCAUCAACUGCUCAGAACACUGCAAAGCAUGUGGAGGACCUAAUAGAGACCAGUGUCUGCAGUGUCUCCCAGGCUUCAUGCUGCAUGACAGUGUGUGUGUGGAUAUUGAUGAGUGCGGGACAGAGUUGGCGAAGUGUCCAGCUAACACCUACUGCCUCAACACACAUUCUUCAUAUACAUGUAGAAGUUGUGACCGAGCGUGUGUGGGCUGCAUGGGCAGUGGUCCUGCUCGCUGUAAGAAAUGUGCUCCAGGCUACAGAUCAGCUGAUCUGAAGUGUUUAGACAUUGACGAGUGCAGUGAGGAGGUGUUGGCCUGCUCUGACAUCAACGCUCUGUGUGUGAACACUGAAGGAUCGUUCCAGUGUCACUGUGCACCAGGUUUUACACGCACAAGAACAGUGUGUGAGAGGAACCAGAUACCUGAAGGACAGGAACGUGGCUUGUUUGAUGAUAUCCAGGACGACGAGGUGGAGGUGCUGAAGCAGAUGUUCUUUGGAGUGAUUCUGUGUGCUCUGGCCACGCUGGCUGCUAAAGGAGAUAUGAUGUUCACCUCUGUGUUCAUCGGUGCCGUAGCGGCCACGCUAGGGUACUGGCUCUCGGACAAGAGCGACCGGCUGCUGGGCAGCUUCCUGAAGGGCAGAUGAAGUGUGUGUGCAGGGCAAGGAACAGGACCAGGACUGACAACAAUAAGAGAACCAUCUGAGACCUAACCUUUUAUCAUAACAAUUUUAGGGGAAAUUAUACUGUACUUCCUUCUCCACAGGACUGGAUCAUUAAGUUUAUUUGGACACUUGUAUGUUUUGUGUGUUCAGUAUUAAUCAGACUGAAGGUGGUUUAUUGUAUGAACGGUUACUGACAAUGAUGUGAUGCUGUGUUAUAAAGUCAGACCUUUAAUCCGGA